UUUAUUUUGAAACUCGUUUUGAGAAACUCUACGGAAAGUUUGUUUCUUUUCGGAUGCGCUUCACUCUGUUGUGCUGAACUCGUGCUCCGCUCCACAAAGAACUAUCGUGGCUUAUACUUUUUUGAACAUGUACGUGGAAUUAGUCGAAAAGUAUUAUAAACCAAGUUAAGCAAACGAUUUAUAACCGAAUAGAGGAGCUGAACUUCUGCACACCUUUGAGCAGCAGGAUGAUGCAGGCAGGAGUCUGUCUGAGACAGGACACUGAGACAACACUACCAGAGCUCACUGAGCAGCACAGGAUCAGACUGAAAGAAGAGGAACUCAGUGGACUGGAGUCAGAGACAGAGUGUGCUGCACCAGGACUCAACACACUGGAGCCAGAGUGUGUUACAGCACACAGCAGCGGGGUCAGUGAUGGACACCACACACACACAUCAGUGAUAAAAACAGAAGCUGAUCUGGGCUCCACCCACACUGGGGAUCUUAUUAAGACGGAGAGCCUAGACUUUACAGAGCUGGGAUAUGAAACCCAUCUGCAUCCUGACCAAAUCAAAACAGAGACUGAAGAUGGAGGAUACCUUCAGGCAGAACACAUCAGUGACCUGCAUGUUAUUGAAUGUGUUGAUGAAUUGAAGUGUGAAUCCAGUGAAAGUUUAGUGAGUGAUCUCAUGAACACUGUGAUGGAUGGAGCUGGUGUUGAUCUCAAAGAUCAGGCUGAACCAUGGCAAUGUGCAGGAGAGACAAUUUCAAAUAGCACCAAACAUAUACAUUGUCAGAGAAUGAAUGUCUUCACUGAAUCCAUGAUAAUUAAUUCACGAAAAAAGCCAAGCCUUUUGAAUUUCUCUCAAAAGAAGAUAAUUCAUAGAAAGAAAGGUGAAAAUCAUACAGUUGAAAAGCCACACAAGUGUACACAAUGUGGAAAGUGCUUUUCCCAAAUAUCUCAUUUAAACAGACACCUGAGAAUUCAUACUGGUGAAAAGCCCUACAAAUGUAUUGAAUGUGGAAAGUGCUUUUCCCAAAUGGCUCAUUUAAGUAACCACCAGAGAAGUCAUACUGGUGAAAAGCCCUACAAAUGUAUUGAAUGUGGAAAGUGCUUUUCCCAAAUGGCUCAUUUAAGUAGCCACCAGAGAAGUCAUACUGGUGAAAAGCCCUACAAAUGUAUUGAAUGUGGAAAGUGCUUUUCCCAAAUGGCUCAUUUAAGUAGCCACCAGAGAAUCCAUACAGAUAAAAAGCCCUACAAGUGUAUUGAUUGUGGCAUAUCCUUUUCCCUUAAAUGUAAAUUAAACAGCCACCAGAGAAUACACACAGGUAAAAAGCCAUACAAGUGUACACAUUGCGAGAAGUGUUUUCAUGUUAAAUUUAUUUUAAAUCAACACUUGAAAAUUCAUACGGGUGAAAAACCCUACAAAUGUAUUCAAUGUGGGAGGUGUUUUUCCCAAAUAGGUCAUUUAAGUAGCCACCAGAGAAUUCAUACUGGUGAAAAACCCUACAAAUGUAUUCAAUGCGGAAAGUGCUUUUCUCAAAUAACUCCUUUACGUACCCACCAAAGAAUUCAUACAGGUAAAAAGCCCUACAAGUGUAUUCAAUGUGGGAAGUGCUUCUCCCAAAGAACUAAUUUAAAUAGCCACCAGAAAAUUCAUACAGGUGAAAAGCCAUACAAGUGUACACAGUGUGAGAAGUGUUUUCAUGCAAAAUCUAUUUUAAAUCAACACUUGAAAAUUCAUACUGGUGAAAAGCCCUACAAAUGUAUUCAAUGUGGAAAGCGCUUUUUCCAAAUAGCUCAGUUAAGUAGCCACCAGAAAAUGCAUACUGGUGAAAAGCCAUACAAGUGUACACAGUGUGAGAAGUGUUUUCCUGCAAAAUCUAAUUUAAAUACACACCUUAGAAUUCAUACAGGUGAAAAGCCAUACAAAUGUAUUCAAUGUGGGAAGUGCUUUUCCCAAAGCGCUCAUUUAAGUACCCACCAGAGAAUCCAUGCUGGUGAAAAGCCCUACAAGUGUACACAGUGUGAGAAGUGUUAUGAAUUUGAAUCUCAUUUGAAUACACACCUGAGAAUUCAUACUGGUGAGAAGCCAUAUGAUUGUACCAAGUUUAAGAAGUGUUUUCGUGAAAAAUUGUUUUUAAAUACACACCUGGGUAUUCAUGAAAGUGAAAAUCCGUACAAAUGUACACACUGUGAGAAGUCCUUUACUGUAAAAUCCUCUUUAAAUACCCACCAGAGAAUCCAUACAGGUGAAAAGCCAUACGAGUGUACAGUUUGUAAAAAGUGUUUUUGUAGGAAAUCUUAUUUAACUGCACACCUGAGAAUUCAUACAGGUGAAAAGCCUUACACAUGUUCUCAGUGUCAGAAGUGUUUUUCCAAAAAAUCUAAUUUAGAUAGACACCUGAGAAUCCAUACAGGUGAAAAUCCUGAAUCAUGAAUAUCCUGACAGAUGUAUUCGUUGGAAAGUGUCCUUUACAUUAUAUCGUUUGUGAAGGAAGGGCAGGGAUAUCCAACAGAUAACCCAAGAAGCCAUCCUUUCAUAAUUGUUUAAAUUUAAAACAGCUUGUGGUUUCUUAUUUGAUGGAUAUGUUGUCAGACUUAAAUUAGUAAAAGAAAAAUCUCCUUUUGAGAUUCUUUGCCGAUCGUAUUUUGGACAGACACACAAUGACUGGGUCACUCAAAUGCCAUUUUCCGUUUUUAGCAAGCCAUGUGUUGUGCUCUUAAAAUGUACUUUUGAUUUCUUGUAAAUGUGAAAUGUAAUUCCCUGUUGAUUGUGUGGUAUUUUCUAAUGAUGACAUUGACACCAGUGUAAUUAGUUUGAAUGAAACAAUGUGAAAACUGGAUAUGUUGUAUAAAGAAACAUGGAAAUGUGUAUUACAAACUUGUAUUCUGAAAAUGAACUUGACGGCACUGGCCCUUUUCCGUUCUUAUACCGCCAAUGUGGAGGCUGUGCUGUGUUUGUCUAAAGCUGAGCGUGAGACUGCAGACAAUGUUUAAUCUGUGGUGGCAGCAUUUUUAUAGUUUUUCCGAGUAUUAAAUGAAUUGCACUGUGUGUUAAUGUGGCCUCGCAGGUGUACUGUAUAUUUCCUGACCGAGAUGCAGUAAAAUGCAGUAGAACUGAGACAGUGGCGCAGUUUUUGUUGCUUAGGCCGUGUACGUACACGAGCACAUUCGGUUUGAAACAAAACGAUGAAUACGAGGUGUAACUGCAGAUUGUCAUCUGUAGCUUUAUCAUAGAUAUUCUCCACAUCUACACAUUUCAAUAAAUUAUCUGACAAAUGUA
Conger conger (European conger) is the source of this 3266-nucleotide messenger RNA. RefSeq names its product zinc finger protein 260-like. The transcript has 2 exons. Bases 228 to 2420 code for a protein of 730 amino acids. Gene Ontology annotation, biological process: negative regulation of transcription by RNA polymerase II. The record is from RefSeq and is a predicted model, not a curated record. NCBI's taxonomy places the organism in Eukaryota, Metazoa, Chordata, Actinopteri, Anguilliformes, Congridae. Gene Ontology annotation, molecular function: DNA-binding transcription repressor activity, RNA polymerase II-specific.